Molecule: messenger RNA, 2133 nt
Organism: Rotaria socialis
Lineage: Eukaryota; Metazoa; Rotifera; Eurotatoria; Philodinida; Philodinidae
Source: the annotation of a GenBank genome assembly
AUGGCACAAGAAACUCAUAAUAGAAAAAGUCAAACAGUAAAGUUUCGGGAUCACAUUGUUGAUAUACAAACCGUUAAAAUUAAUGACAUCGAGUGCCUGCGUCUAAGAGAUGUUCAACUACGGUUUGAUACGGUCAGGGCCUUUCAGAUUGACAAUGUACAGCAAGCAUUCCUUCACGACGAACAUGGUAAUGAUCUCGAGCCGUUGCGUAUUGUUGCAUGCAUUGGGCAAAUUGUUGAAGCAGUAGAAUCUAUGAAAGAUUUCAGUAAUGACACUCAUGGUCAACUGGUUCGAAUUGAAGGUAAAAUUGAUCGUAUCGACAUCAAUGUACAGGAGAUAAUGCGCCAGAUUGCUAAUGUGAUGAGGCAAAUGUAUGAACUGCAUGAGUAUACUACACCUCGCUAUUUUUUCAUCUUGCCCGCAAAGCAUAGCGACAUGAUGCUGAUCGACGCCGUACAAAACUGGUUUCACACUCACUAUAAACUCUAUUUUCUAUGUGAAUGUUCACAUGAUCCAAAAGAAAUGCAUGUCGCUCCACAUGAAGGUUAUUCAAUUAAAAGGGCGAGAGAUUUCGUCGUAAAAUAUGCACCAUAUUUAAGAACAACUAUACAAAUUGCUCAAGUUCUACUUUCUGUCGGAGGUCUUGUUAUUCCACAACUAGAAAAUGUAUCAAAAGUUAUCGAUGAUGUAAUACCGUCGCAAUUCAAAAACCCUAAGUGCUACGAAGAUAUGAAACAACAAUUACAAAUGGUAGAUGAUUUACUCAAUAAAGUCGACAACCAACGAAAUCGUGCAGGUGCUUCCAUAAUUAGCAAACAGAAGUUAAAAGGAACACCAUUGCAAGGCACAGAACUACGAGAAAUUCAAACAUAUCUAGAACUUGUAGAUGAUAAACGUAGCUUAGGAAAUCUAUACCGAAUAGUCACUGAUGACGGUUAUAUUCGUUGGGUCUGUCACAAACACUAUGAUGAGGCUAGUUACAACAAUGAAAUGAGCAAAUACAUCAAUGAAUUUAAAGCCAUGGGAGGUAAAUUCGAUGAGACGACUAACGAAGCACUUAUAAAUCAAGUGAAUAUUACUAAAGAAAAUGUUGAAAUGAUGUGCAAGGCUCUUGAGAAGGGUUUUAAUAUUGAGAAGCUAAUAUGUCGAGAAUGUUCAAUCGGCGAAAAUGAUCUAAAAAAACUGCUUGACAUCAUCAUUAAUCGUUCUUCAAUUCGUUGUCUAAAUAUGGGUUCGGUUCGUGUACGAAACGUUUUUGGAAUCACAAAGUAUACUUGUCAAGAAAUGGUCGCAGAGUUCAAUAAUCAAACAAUGAAAGUUCGUUUCUGCAACAGUAAUCAAGAUGCAAAUGUGCAGAUACUCGGUCGACUUUUGCUACAAAACAAAAUAUAUCGAAGCUUAGAUUUCUCUGCAAGUGACUUUAUUUGUCGAGAAUCGGAUCUUCAGCGACAUCUUCAAUCUAAUUCAAUUCUAACCGAACUGUUUGUGGAGAAAACCAACAGUAUCAAUAUUCUGAAUAGUAUCUUUAAUUGGAAGAUAAAUGCACUUCAGCGACUGAAACUGACUCACUCACUGUACGACUCCUCAACAUUGUCUCAUUUCUGUGAAAUGUUGAAGAAAAACAAAACGCUUGUCGAAAUCGACCUGAUGGAUCGUAAUGGGUUUAAAGACGAAAUUUUCAUCAAUAAUCUAUUGAGUAUAUUGAAAGAGCAUAACUCAAUUAAAUAUUUGAAUCUGCACAUUGUAGAUGUGCAACCAUCGAAUCAAAAGGAAGCUUGCCUAAUUGAAUCAUUGCAACACGAUGAAUUUAUUUCACGUCUUUGUAUAUCGUCAUCAACUAUCUCGUCUAAACUCACAAAAGCACUUCUUCAUGCUGGAGAAAAACGUGAUACAUUCACAUAUUUAGAGCUUUACAAUUGUCAAGUGAGGCACGAUGAACAAGCAAAACUACAAUCGUUGUAUGAAAAUGGACGUUUGCACCAAUUGGGCUUUUAUGAGCAACCGCGUUGGCUUAUGAUGCUUGAGAAAACAAACGAGUCGUUAAACAGAGGUAAGAAAAACAAAAAGUCGACUUCCACCAUUAAUAAUGUGAAUGGCGUAGAGGAUGAGCAGCACAUUCAUAUGCAGUAUUGA